AUGCCAGAAGAUGUAUUCAUAAGAUGCUCUCAAUGCAAGCAGCUCCAUAUAAAAGGAAACAAGCAUAAAUGCUUGAAUUUUGUUCCAUGUAUGCCCUAUACAGAAGCUUUACAAAUGAAAGAGAAAAAAGAGAGUUCAUUGCCCAAACUUAAAAGUUCGUCACCUGUGCGUUAUACCAAAAGACAGUUAAGUAUUUCAAAAACUCAAGAAACAGACAUCAACAAUGACCCAGAAAUAAGUUUCGGCCAAUAUUCUCAAAAUCUGAUCCAAACUCCUAACCUUCCUACUCUCUCUAAUCCUCCAAGUCUAACAUCGCGCUCCAAAACUCCUGUAACCAUAAGGCGACAGCUUGCCUUUAUCACUCCUUCUAAAAUCAGAGAAUCCAGCAGAAAAGACCUGAUUCUCAAAGACGUAACUCCAUUGAGAAAUAGAAAACUCAUUCGUGUGGAUACUGCUGACUUUAACUCAGAGCUACUUAUCCACAAAGAUAUCAAAAACACAGAAAAUGAACUAAAGUCAGGGGUAUAUGGAGAAAGAAUUAAAAAAGUCGCAAAGCAUGCACAUUGUUUUAAGCAUGCAAAUUUUUUCGCAGUUACAUAUUGUAAUAGGUGCGGAGUUGAUUUGUGUGUGAAGUGUUCAAGUGAGCAUGAAGAGCAUGAUUCGUUAUUUAAAAAUACAAAAAUAUUGCUUAAGGCUCCGUCGGUGACUGAUAUUGAUCCUUUUAAAAAUACAGGAUCAGUGGCGUUGAAUUUGGUAGGUUUUUCGAGAAUAGAUGAAGAAAAUGAAAACAUAACUCCGAGGAAAAUAAAAAUUUGCUCUGAUUGCGGGUAUGCAGUAAAUUGUCCAGAUAUUCAUUCAAAAAAAGAGUAUGAUCUUUGGAAGAUCUGCUAUAAGUGCCAAAAUAAAACUUUUACGACUACGCUGAGCCAUACAGAAACAGAAGCGAUAAUAUUUAAAGAUGAUUUAAGCGAUUUUUAUGAAUUUUCAUUAUCUGCACCAAUUCCUGUGAUGAUUAAUGAUAGAAGGUGGGAAAGCACCAAAGAGUAUAUAAAUGCACAGAAAAACUCAAGCAAAUGGGAAGAUGCUAACUUCCGAUCUUACAAAUCACUAAAAAAUAAUUUAAUUAAUUUCUUAUUUAAAUUAAUUUAUUGCUAUAAUUCCUGCUUUAUUUAAAAUAAAAAAUUAAUAUUUAGCUUGGAUAUAAGAAGUAAGGACGAAAUAAUAGAAAAAGUAUGUGAAGAGAAAUUUAAGCAGCAUCCAAGAUUAUACCAGCUACUGAUGUCAACUUCUGGGCGAGAACUUAUGUUCUGCGAUUCAAAUGAAAAAUAUUGGGGAAUUGGCUUCAAUGGAUUAGGAAAAAAUCGAUUAGGUGAGACCUUAAUGAAGAUUCGAGAUGGAAAUAUAUUUUAA
This is a messenger RNA of Blepharisma stoltei, 1410 nucleotides long. The record is from the annotation of a GenBank genome assembly. NCBI's taxonomy places the organism in Eukaryota, Ciliophora, Heterotrichea, Heterotrichida, Blepharismidae.